AUUAAUUUCCAAACUGAUUAGGCUGCCAAGUCCUUUUAUUUAAAUAAAUCAACAAUUGCCUUCAUGUGACUCCUGCUGAAGAACGCAGCGCUAAUCCUGACUCCUCCCAGGAGGAAGGCCGGUGCCGCCCGCGAUGACCAAUAGCCCAGCACGUCGUGGGGACAGGCAGGCGCUGUGGCCGGAGCCGCCGGCAGAAUUCCCUCUGCCCACUGCUCCGGAUGCUGCGGUUUCACGAUCGCCCGAGCCGAUCUAACCGCGGGCUGCUGUGCUUGUGCUCUCCCUGGUCCCACCCUCUUACUCAUGCUGGCUGGGAAGAGCUGUUCCAGCAUGCCGAGCUGGCAGAAAACUCGCGCAACAAUUAAAAAAAAGAGGUUUCUGUCAAGUCAGAGCACUGGAAACAGCUCAGCCAAACGCGCGGCGCGCAGCACCGCAGGUGAGGGAGGUAACCUGACCUGACCUGAGGUGGGCCCAGCGCCAAAGUUAACCCUGCUGCGAGUAGCGGAACGAAGCGUAUCCCAUCCCGAAGCGUCCAAAGCGGAGCAGAGCGGCGACGCCAGCGCGGCUCGGUGACUCGGUGCGGUGUCUGCAGUGCGGUGUGGGGCUGCCCAGCCGGCCGGGCUGAGCGCGGUGCCGGGGCGGCUCCGCGGUGCCGCGUCCCGCCGGGGCAGCCCGGCUGUGCCCGAGCCUCGCGGCACUGAGCGCCUGCUGCUCCUCCCGCGGCACGGAGGAGCGGGAGGCUGCCGGGCGGAACCUGGGUGGGCUGAGGCCGCGAAACGGAGUUCUCAGGGAACGAGGGUGAGCUGCGGCCGCCUCUGGGGUCAAGCGUGCCCGGUUACGAACACAAGGACAAUGGGUGCUUGGGCGAGGUUACACGGAGCCGCCGGCUGCGGGACAGGGUUACCCUGUUGCCCUCCUGUUUCCCACAGGGCUGAGAUGGUCCGGAUUGCCCGUUCUGGCGCAAAGCCAGCUGGCGGGAAGUCCUUUCUGUUGGCUUAGCCGGACAAACACGUUUAACAGCGUGCCAGGAAAAACUCGAGCCAGCGCGGGCUGGGACCAUCCCAGGAGCUGGCAGCCAAACUUUGGGACAACUCCUCUGGAUCAGCGCGGCGGGCCGGGACCGUCCCAGGCGCUGGCAGGCACAGCGCUCGGGAAAACCCCUCCGGACCAGCCUCAUCCCGCAUCGAGCCAGAGGCGGCGGCGGCCGAAUUACUAUUCACGGUGGUCAUGAAUAUUCAUGAGGGCGGCCGCCUCGCCCCCCCACUCCGCCCGCGUCACGUGACGCCGCGAGGCCGGAAGCGGCCCUGCCGGCCGGGCUCGGGGACGCCGCGCGCCCGCCCGCCACAGGCACUUCCGCCCUUCCGCCAGCCCGGGCUGCCCGCGCGCCGGCGCCCUCCGCGCUUCCGAGCCGGCCCUGGAAGGAGGAGAAAUGCAAGAGGAGGGAGAGUGAGAGGGGAGGGUACGUUGGCAUCUGUCUGAUACUAGACUGGUGAAUAGGAAGAAGGUCCCAUCUCUGGCCUGUUUGUGGAAGCUGGGAUGAUGAAGGCCCUGCAGUGGGAACGUGCUGUGGUACAGGGUUGAAGCUCCAGCCCAUGUCUGGUAGUUAUAGAGCAAUUGGAAGGGUUACGAGCAGAGUUCUGGUAAAGAUGGAAGAAUCUCAUUUCAACUCCUCCCCGUACUUCUGGCCAGCAGUGCCCACCGUCUCGGGACAGAUUGAGAACACCAUGUUCAUUAACAAGAUGAAGGAGCAGCUAUUGCCCACAGAGAAGGGCUGCAGCCUGGCUCCCCCCCACUACCCUGCCUUGCUGACAGUCCCCACCUCUGUGGCGCUGCCCACUGGUAUCUCCAUGGACUCAGACACCAAGCCGGAGCAGCUGACACCACACAGCCAAGCCCCCGUGACUCAGAACAUCACCGUGGUACCAGUGCAGUCUGCUGGGCUCAUGACAGCAGGUCCUGGUCUGGUGAUAACUUCUCCGUCAGGUUCUCUGGUGACCACAGCCGCCUCUGCCCAGACCUUUCCCAUCUCAGCUCCCAUGAUUGUCUCUGCGCUACCCCCUGGCUCCCAGGCAGCCCUACAGGUGGUUCCAGACCUGUCCAAGAAAGGGACAACCACCCUCGCUGAAGGUGGUGGGGGUGGGGGAGUUGCCCCCAAACCACCCCGGGGCCGGAAGAAGAAACGAUUGCAGGAGUCGGGGCUGCCAGAGAUGAGCGACCCCUUUGUGCUGACAAACGAGGAUGAUGAGGACCAGCACAAGGAUGGCAAGACAUACAGGUGCCGGAUGUGUUCGCUGACCUUCUACUCCAAGUCGGAGAUGCAGAUCCACUCCAAGUCCCAUACGGAGACAAAGCCACACAAGUGUCCUCACUGCUCCAAGAGCUUCGCCAACAGCUCCUACCUGGCCCAGCACAUUCGUAUCCACUCAGGGGCCAAGCCCUACACGUGCAGCUACUGCCAGAAGGCCUUCCGCCAGCUCUCCCACCUGCAGCAGCACACACGGAUCCACUCCAAGCUCCACACGGCGAUUGUCAAGCCGCACAAGUGUCCUCACUGCUCCAAGAGCUUCGCCAACACAUCCUACCUGGCCCAGCACCUCCGCAUCCACUCGGGGGCCAAGCCCUACACCUGCCGCUACUGCCAGAAGGCCUUCCGCCAGCUCUCCCACCUGCAGCAGCACACACGUAUCCACACCGGGGACCGACCCUACAAAUGUGCUCACCCUGGGUGUGAAAAGGCUUUCACCCAGCUUUCCAACUUGCAGUCCCACAGACGGCAGCACAACAAAGACAAACCUUUCAAGUGCCACAACUGCCACCGUGCGUACACGGACGCUGCCUCGUUGGAGGUGCACCUGGCUACGCACACGGUGAAACACGCCAAGGUCUACACCUGCUCCAUCUGCAGCCGGGCCUACACCUCGGAGACGUACCUGAUGAAGCACAUGCGGAAACACAACAUCCCUGACCCACAGCAGCAAGUGGUUCAGGCACAAGCCCAGGCCUCGCAGCAGCAGCAGCACUUCCAGCCGCAGGGCGGGGGGGCAGCAGGGGGCCCUUCUGGAGACACUAACCAACCCAACCCUCCCCCCCAGUGCUCCUUUGACCUGACUCCUUACAAGACUUCAGAGCAUCACAAGGACAUCUGCCUCACUGUCAGCACCAGCGCCAUCCAAGUGGAGCACCUCUCCAGCUCCUAGAGAGACCUCAACCCAGGGAGCAGAACGCCUCUUGUGCAUAGCCUGUGCCAGGGGCACCGCUUGUGCAGCGGCCCUCCUCGUGCAACAGUUUCCGGCCUCUCCUCCUGCAGCAGCCUCUUCUGGCUGUGUAACCCUGUUCAUGGCAGCCCCUUGCACAACAGCCUGUCUCAAGGGGGUGCUCCUUCUGUGCAACAGCCUGCCUGGUAGGAGGAUGCUUCCUUGUGCAAGAGCCCCUUUCCUGUGCUGGGAUCACUUCCUCAUGCAAGAGCCCCUCCUUUGAAACCCAAAGAAAGGCCCCUGUUUUGCCUUCUCUCUCACUGUAGGAUGUGUACGAAGCGGGGUUGCGUGUUGAGACACGCAUGGUGGAUGGGAUGGAGAGACGGCCCUUGUAUAUACAGGGGCUUGGACACGUGUUUUUAGCAGGCCGCAGAAAAAUGUGGCAGGGUUCACAGCUGGAUGGGGUUCUUUGAGGAUUGCCUUGAGUGUCUAAGAGAGAAAUAUCCAUUCCUGUCCCUCCUGCUUGUGAAAGGGAGGAGGGGUCGCUCGUCCUGCCCCAAGGACUGGAUGGGAGAAACCUUCUCCCCAGUGGAAGGUGAGACCAGUGGAAGGGGGAGAGGUGAGGCAUGUUCUUUGGGAUGGACAGGUGCCUACACUGCCUAAGGGCUGUGGAGUAUUGCAUUCUUUCUCCUCCCCUAGAGAGGAGUAGAGAGGAGUCUGUCUGAACUGGCUGCUGCCUCUCUCUCACAGCUGUCUGAGCAGCACAGUGGCCCCAUAGGAAUGUGGGUUCCUGCUCAUUGCCCUUCCUGCCUGUUGUGGAUGAUAUCCUAGCAGCUUGUACUCCUCCUCCUCUCCCUCCUGCUUUUCCCCUCCUCAGAAAGGCCUGCAGGCAUCAACAACAAACCAAAAAGCAACUGGAGGGAGGGUAAGAGACUGCCAAAAUAAUCAUCACCCUUCUCUCUACUCCCUUUCCUGAAAGGCGGAAUGACAGCAGUUCUGACACUCACAUACCUGUCCUGCCCCCAGUUUCCCAAAGGGAGAGAGGAGGAGGAGGAGGAGGAAUAGACCAGUCUUUUCAAGGGGCUGGCAGGAAGCAGGGAAAGGCUAGCUUCUCCUGCUCAUCUCUUGCCAGAGUGCUCUCCCAGGCUCCCUCUUGCCAAGACGGGCUGGACUCACAUGGCAGUGGUGGCUUCUUCUGGACCCUGGUCAUGGGAGAGAAUCCCCAAAAGGUGGACAGUGGAGAGAAGGGGAUGAAGAUCCCCACAGAGAGACCAAUCUAAUGAGAAGGGGGAGCCAACAAGAAUAAACUGAAGGCCCCUUGAAUUUAUAUAUAUAUAUAUAUAAAUAUCUAUUCCCCACCCCUGGCCCGCUCUGUCCUUGCUGUAACUGUUUCUAUCUCUGUGUUUAUAAAACGCAUUAUCCUGGCGAAUUUUUAUUUUCAAUCUUCGUUUGUUUUUCCCUUUCUCUUCGUCUUCAAUUCUCCUUCCUCUUUUUUUUUUUUUUUUUUUUUUAAUUGGUCCACAUGACUGCUAGUCUUGUGUGUUACUUAGUUUUUUUGGAUCAUGGAGGCUGACUUGGAAGAGAAUGAGAAGGCAAGGGAAAAAGCAUGUGUUGUUGGGUUUUAAAAUCAGUCACCCACCCAAAGCCUAUAGAAUCCCAGACUUCUGUAUGAACAACCAAUAGGGGCUUCUAUUUUAUUUUUUUUAACCACCCUGUAUAGAAAUAAAUUGGUGUAAAAGG
Motacilla alba alba is the source of this 4931-nucleotide messenger RNA. RefSeq names its product zinc finger protein 384 (gene ZNF384). The transcript is spliced from 11 exons. The coding region runs from base 1590 to 3194 and encodes 534 amino acids. The record is from RefSeq and is a predicted model, not a curated record. Gene Ontology annotation, cellular component: nucleus. NCBI's taxonomy places the organism in Eukaryota, Metazoa, Chordata, Aves, Passeriformes, Motacillidae. Gene Ontology annotation, biological process: regulation of transcription by RNA polymerase II. Gene Ontology annotation, molecular function: RNA polymerase II cis-regulatory region sequence-specific DNA binding; DNA-binding transcription activator activity, RNA polymerase II-specific.